AUGACGCCUGCCAUUGGUGGUAACCGAUCCAGAGCAUCCAACACGAGAGCAAUAUUCCGAGUACGAGAGGUUGAUCCAUCAAAUUUCAAGGCAAUAGCGCAUCAAGACGACCACCACAGUCAAGGUCACGGCGAGUACGGAUCCCGGAAUACCACGCAGCUAAGCAACAGACAUGAUGGACUUGUAUUAACCCACUCCCCCACCAAUGUCAGUACAAGCAGUACAAGCACCACGACCACUGCGAAUACCAGUGGCAGUGUCCCAAGCAUCACAAUCAGCAACAGUGGUGACACAGCUCGUCACGUUCAAGCAGAGCCAGAGUUGCCGGCCUACGCGGAUAUUCAGGCGGAACAUCAUCAGCACACAGGGCAAUUGUCAUCUUCCGUAUCGCUUCCGGAACAAGUUUCAAUCGAGGAUCAUCGAGAAGCGAUAGUACAAGCACGUCAGCAGAACGCCACGCCGACUAGCAACCCACUACCAUCAUUCUCACCGGCAGGUGUUCGGCCCACAGGCACUGGCACCCUAUCCCGGGCAGUGGCUUCCCCUGUGGGAGCCAGUCCUCCAGCAGCAGGGGCCAAUACAAACACCACCAGAUUGACGGGCGUGACGGGCACCAUUCCCACAGUGGAUCAGUGCACGAUAAGGCCUGAGCGUGUCAAUCCAAUCCUUCGUCUUACCCGCAAACAUUCUCCUGCUGAGUCUGUGGCGGCGCACCAUGAGCCUGUCCAGCGUUCACCUCUAAGCAAUCGGCCCUCUCGGAGCUCUUCCAAAUCUUCCCUCGCGGAUCGACAUUUGCAGACCUCAUCGCUCUCUAAGCCUCAAGCAAUGGCUCUGAAGUUCCUAACUUCUCACAGCGGCCACUCCGGCACUAGCAGCAGUGUCAAGUACUUCGACGUCCGCCUUAACAAUGACUACGUUGUAUUUCGAGGCAAUGAGGACGAAGCUGCCAGUGCAGAGCUGUCCGGCUCCGUUGUGCUGUGUGUGACAGAUCCCAUGAACAUUGCUUCGAUUACUCUGACGCUGAGCGGAAUCGUUCAUAUGUCAUGGCAGACAUCCUCCACCUCUUCCAUGUCAGGUCGUCGCACCAACUACAAGGAGAAAACAUUCUUUGAGAAGAGCUGGAACUUUCUGGAUGCCGGUAAAGGAAAGACCGAAAUCUUGUCCCCGGACAACUAUGAAUGGCCCUUUCAAUGUAUUCUCGAUGGCGGCUUGCCCGAAAGCGUUGAAGGCAUGAAAGAUGCGUGGGUUAUAUAUCGUCUCAAAGCAGAGAUUGUACGGAAAAGAGGUCGAGAUAUCGUUGUCCGGAAACCUUUGCGCAUCGUGCGGACGUUAGAUUCCAGUGCGCUGGAACUGGCGCAUGCCAUGUCGGUUGAGAACAUCUGGCCGAACAAGAUCGAAUACUCAAUCAGCAUACCCAACAAGGCGGUUGCCUUCGGAUCUUUUGUUCAAGUGGAUUUCAAACUUGUACCACUGCUCAAAGGGCUGGUCAUUGGAAAUGUAUCAACUCAAGUGAAGGAAGAACAGGAACUCAUUGUAGAUCCCGAGUGGGGAGUCAAUGCAAUGAGUAAUGGCAUCACGAAGCACGACAGAGUAAUUGUAUCCGACAUGUACAAGAUUGACACCGAGAACGACAUGCAAAUCCUCGAUGAAGCAGCCGAGGGCUUUGAAUUCUCCCGCUACUUGGAAUUGCCAAAGAGCUUGAAUCAAUGUCUACAGGACUGCAACGCCAAAGGGAUCAAGGUUCGACACAAGGUCAAAUUCAACGUCCAGCUACACAACCCCGACGGACAUAUCUCUGAACUCAGAGCCAAUCUCCCGGUCUCAUUCUAUAUCUCACCCAGUCUCCCGAUAAACGAGAACAACGACCUAGUCGAUCAAACGCCACAAGCUAGACGUGCUGCUGUUGCCAAUGACUUGGCAAAUGCCGCUCCUCCAGUCUAUGGCAAGCAUACUCUAGACGCUUUAUACUCUGAUAUGGAUGGUUACCGGACACCUGGGGCAGCUUUAUCUACUCCUGGAACGCCCUAUCUCCACAGCCGACAUGCUUCGUCGGACAAUCUCGCCAGUCUUGCAGCGAUUACCAACGGAAAUUAUGUGUCACCUGUCGCUCUCGAGAAUAGGCUUCAAGACCUGCGAGGGGCAAGUUCAUCGUUACCACGAGGAGAGGAAAGCGAUCGAAAUCUGGCUGCCGCUGGAAGACUCCGCUCAAGAAGCAAUUCUGCCAAUCAAAGCCAACCUCAGGAUUAUUUCGAUUCCAAUAGCCUGUCUAGUUCGGCCAACCAAACUCGACUCAGUCCUUAUGAAGCAGGUUCCUAUUCUGGCGCACAAUCGGGUUCUCCAAGUCAACCAGGCAGUAAUAUUAUGUCAAGACGGACAUCGGAAGAAGAAGAUGGGCACCAAUCGGGUGCCCGAACCCCUUUCCCUCAGUACGACCACAUGGAGGAUCUGGAUCUGGCCAAGAUUCCGUCUUACACAACAGCAGUCAAAACCCCGGCUCCCAGAACAAAUAGAAGUUCCAGUACACUUCCGACAUACGACACUGUUGUACGAGAACCCACCCCUCCAGCUCUAGCAGAGCCACCCACCGCACACCUGCGUUCAUUCGCCAGAGUACCUGGAAGCCUCUCGUCCAGCCCAUCCGACCUGGGGCUUCCUGGAUCAUCAAGAAUGGCAAUGCCUCACAGAAAUGUAAAUACGAUACAGGAUGAAGAACGCCGAUUACGGCUGUUACAGCAGAGAGCUCGGUAG
Exophiala bonariae is the source of this 2748-nucleotide messenger RNA. RefSeq lists its product as uncharacterized. The record is from RefSeq and is a predicted model, not a curated record. Gene Ontology annotation, cellular component: plasma membrane; cytosol; cytoplasm. Lineage: Eukaryota; Fungi; Ascomycota; Eurotiomycetes; Chaetothyriales; Herpotrichiellaceae. Gene Ontology annotation, molecular function: ubiquitin protein ligase binding; protein-macromolecule adaptor activity. Gene Ontology annotation, biological process: ubiquitin-dependent endocytosis. The transcript is spliced from 4 exons. The coding region runs from base 1 to 2748 and encodes 915 amino acids.